Hibiscus syriacus is the source of this 482-nucleotide messenger RNA. Its product is annotated as ethylene-responsive transcription factor ERF020-like. The transcript has a single exon. Gene Ontology annotation, molecular function: DNA binding; DNA-binding transcription factor activity. Lineage: Eukaryota; Viridiplantae; Streptophyta; Magnoliopsida; Malvales; Malvaceae. Gene Ontology annotation, biological process: regulation of DNA-templated transcription. The record is from RefSeq and is a predicted model, not a curated record. Bases 15 to 467 code for a protein of 150 amino acids.
UUUGUCCUAAAGGCAUGAGUGGUUUUAAAGUAGACGAGAGCUUCGGAAACGGAAGCAACGGCGAAAGGAAGUACAAAGGAGUCCGUCGUCGGAGAUGGGGGAAAUGGGUGUCCGAAAUCCGAGUCCCCGGCAGCCAAGAACGUCUUUGGUUAGGCUCGUAUUCGACGCCUGAAGGUGCCGCCAUCGCCCACGACGUUGCUUUCUAUUGUCUCCGACGACCGUCUUCCUUGAAUGCUCUCAACUUUCCAACCAUGUUGCCUCCCAAUGUCAAUGCCAACAUGUCCCCCAAGUCUAUCCAGAGAGCCGCAUCGGAUGCCGGCAUGGCCGUCGAUGCCGUCCGGCUGAUGGAGAUCACUCCCGUCGAAAAUGAGACCGACAAGAGUGUAAUCAUGGGCGCUUUGACCGAGUCGUGGGAUGGAGGAAGGGAGGCUUUGAGCAUUUCUGUCGAUGAUUAUCUCGAGUUUUGAUACUGCAGUUACGGA